AUGGUCUUUGGUAAGACUAACUCUAUUAUCAAAGAAUUAGAGGACCGUAUUGAGACCCUCGAUUACCGUCUUCAAGUUUCCUUUAAUGAUGAGGAUGAUAAGGACCUCUUAAAAUCCAAGUUGGAUCUAAUAACUUGGAGGGAGAGAGAGAAUACUAGGCUUGCUCACCUGACAAAAAAGAGCUGGCUCAAAGAUGGGGACCAAAAUUUCAAAUUUUUUCAUGCUCUCCUGAAUGCCAAAAACCAUAAAAGAGUGCAGAAUAUGAGCUUGUCUGAUGGGACUGUUUUAACUACCCCUGCUGAAAUUCAUAGAUAUGCGGUUGACUAUUUCCAAAAUUUUUUGGGUCAGUCUGCCACUUGUGUUCUACCGAACCUGAACAACCUGGUCUCCCCUAUUAUGACUAAUGAGGAGAACAUGGCCAUUGGCAGAGACCCUACCAUAGAGGAUGUUAAGGAUGCCCUCUUUACCAUUCCCAUUGAAAGUAGUCCCGGGCCUAAUGGCUUCGGCUCUGAUUUUUUCACAGUCUGUUGGGGUCUGGUUAAAGAUGACCUUCUUGCUACCAUUCAGGAUUUUUUCUAG
This is a messenger RNA of Juglans regia (Persian walnut), 579 nucleotides long. RefSeq lists its product as uncharacterized. The transcript has a single exon. Lineage: Eukaryota; Viridiplantae; Streptophyta; Magnoliopsida; Fagales; Juglandaceae. Bases 1 to 579 code for a protein of 192 amino acids. The record is from RefSeq and is a predicted model, not a curated record.